This is a messenger RNA of Colletotrichum scovillei, 2925 nucleotides long. Its product is annotated as ornithine decarboxylase. Lineage: Eukaryota; Fungi; Ascomycota; Sordariomycetes; Glomerellales; Glomerellaceae. The transcript has 2 exons. Gene Ontology annotation, cellular component: cytoplasm. Gene Ontology annotation, molecular function: ornithine decarboxylase activity. Bases 886 to 2247 code for a protein of 453 amino acids. The record is from RefSeq and is a predicted model, not a curated record.
GGUUUAUCGUCAACCCGCACCACGCAACAGCUCCCGCUAUUCGCACCAUUGCAAUUGUUAUCCAGGUACAGCUGUCUGGACACCUCGGUUUCGACCCUCCCGUCCGGUUUCUUUGUCUACUUGGUGAGUCAAGUCCCGACUGUUUUGAACGGAUCCCGCGCGGCGGCGCAUCUUCCCGAGCAAUCACAUGGCAUCGUCAUCGCCAGCUUUUUUGCACCGCCGGCUUUUUGCACCGCCAGCUAUGGAAAAAACCUACACGCAAAACCACCACACAAAAUAAAAUCGCUCUCACAACAAACCGCAUCUCCCCCUUUCAGCACCACAACCACCACAACCGCAUAAACCGCGCAUACAAGGAAUCCCUUUGCUAACCAAGUGCAUCGUCUGUCCAGAUCUAUAAGAUCAACCCCUUUCACCGCCAGACUUAGCCUUUGGUCAACUCAAAGGCACCACAGCCCAACACGGCUUCUCUGGCCGUGAGCUUCGUCAGUGACCAAGAUUUCAGCGUACGAAAGACUCGACACAUUGUCAACGCCAUCCCCCCUCCACCGCCUGCAGUCGUCUAAGCAGAAGCUCGAGUUCUUCCUUCUCGACGGUUUGCUUCACCAGACGCCCCCGUCCAACCCCACCCCCAACCAGCUGCCGCAUAAGACGGGCUCUGCAGCUCUUCCUCUCGCCGAGGGGGAGUCGAGAAGACCUCGUCAGAUCACUGAGGGAUCUGUCUGCUACCGCUUUCGACCACCCUAGAACUCUCGUGUUGUUCUAGCUUUUUCAUCACCCAGGGGCAGCAUAGACAAACCCACGCGUCGAAACAGAUCGACCAUCAUUCGUCCCUCCACCCAACCCACACCUCUCUUCAUCAACCACCCCGUCAACCGCUUGGAUAUGGUUAUGGCAACAGCCGCGAUCGAGCACUUUGCACCAGCUACUAUCAAUUAUGCUAGUACCUACCACCAACCGAUCCUCAAAACAUCGCACUUUGCCGAUCACCCCGUCAAACAUGGAGUGAUCAACCCCAAGCAGCUGAUUGGCGAUGCUCUCCGCCAGCGUGUCGAGAGCAUCGACCAUGAGAUUUGUGAACCAGGCGACGAAGACACCUUCUUCGUCGGUGAUCUCGGCGAGGUCUACCGCCAGCACAUGCGCUGGAAGCUCAACCUGCCCCGCGUCAAGCCCUUUUACGCCGUCAAGUGCAACCCCGACCCCAAGGUCCUGCAGCUCCUGGCUGCCCUCGGCACCGGCUUCGACUGCGCCUCCAAGACGGAGAUUGACCAGGUCCUCAGCAUGGGCACCGCCCCGGAGCGCAUCAUCUACGCCCAGCCCUGCAAGACCAACUCGUACGUCCGCCACGUCAAGGCCAUGGGCGUCAAGCAAAUGACCUUUGACAACGCCGACGAGCUGCGCAAGAUCGCCAAGCUCUUCCCCGAGGCCGAGCUGUACCUCCGCAUCAUGACCGACGACGAGUCGAGCCUGUGCCGCCUGAGCAUGAAGUUCGGCGCCGCAAAGGAGGCCACCAACGAGCUCCUCGGCGUCGCAAAGGACCUCGGCCUCAACGUCGUCGGCGUCAGCUUCCACGUCGGCUCCGGCGCCUCCGACCCCAUGGCCUUCUACAAGGCCGUCUACGACGCCUACGAAGUCUUUGAGCAGGGGCGCGCCUACGGCUUCGAGAUGAAGACGCUCGACAUCGGCGGCGGCUUCUGCGGCGACACGUUCGAAGACAUGGCCGCCGUCCUCCGCGGCGCCCUCGACGAGUACUUCCCCGCCAGCAGCAACGUCAACAUCAUCGCCGAGCCGGGCCGCUACUACGUCUCGGCCGCCUUCACCAUCGCCUGCAACAUCAUCGCCCGCCGCACCGUCGACGACCCGUCCCUCGGCGAGAAGCGCUACAUGGUCUACGUCAACGACGGCCUCUACGGCAACUUCUCCAGCAUCAUGUUCGACCACCAGCACCCCGUCGCCAAGGUCCUCCGCGCCGGCCCCGCCACAAUGUACGACACCGCCGCCGCCAACGCCUGCCCGGACGGCGAUGGCAUCCGCUACUCCGUCUGGGGCCCCACCUGCGACGGCAUCGACCGCAUCACCGAGACCAUCUCGUUCGAGCACGAGCUCGACGUCGGCGACUGGCUCUACUUUGAGGACAUGGGCGCCUACACAAAGUGCUCCGCCACAAAGUUCAACGGCUUCCCCGACUCGCACGACGUCCUGUACGUCUGCAGCGAGCCCGGCGCCAAGGCCCUGCUCAACAUGUAGCAUGGUCAUUGUUCAGAGGGUCAAUUCGUCAACAACGUUUGGAAUUCGAGACUAGGAAACGGAAAAAAAAGAGAAAAGGGAAUAAAAAAAAAAAAUCAUAGACUUGGAGAAACCACAAAAAAGAAACUCCGGCCCAACAGCACGCAUUGUAGAAAUGUAGUCCAUUCACUUCGCCUGUCAGCUUCGAUAGAAAAUAUGCUUGGGAAUAAUACAGUUUUUUUGAUCACGGGCCAACAUCGUUGCCAGCUACUCGUCUCUGUGCCAUGUGUGUCUGUCUCACCCGUCAAUGUGCCACCGAGACUCAACGUCGUGACCGGCAACACAACCCGAAAAGCCCCCCUGACUCGCCAGCACUCAUGCAAACCCCCAACGUCAGGACGAGACCCAAGAGGACUGGCUCACGGUAUGCAAGGUACAGAAACACAUACACCUCGCCGCACAUUGUACUCGCAGCCCUAGCCGCAGGCCGCAGCCAGUGAUCUGAGUCUAACUAUGCAAGGCGGGAUUGGGGGUUAGGUAGUUACGGCCCCCAAAAGUCUUGGCUAAACGUCAGUCUCCAACAUCAACAGUCUACAUCAACAAUCUACCGCUUCAACGACACUCGUGCAUACAAAGUCUUGGAUUCAUCCUUUUCUCUCAUUACCGCUUUUGACUGAUUUGAAGCCCAUCGCUCGUCAC